AUGCCGUACUGUGUGAUUCCGUCAAAUGCAACCAGUGGGAAGGGAAACAACGGAGCGAGUGCGAAAAGGGCAGAAAGCAGCGAUGACGGAGAAGUGAAACUGUUCUAUGAGACUUAUGGCAGCGGCGACACGAAAGUGCUCAUGAUCAUGGGCUUUGCUGCCUCGCACAUUGCAUGGGCGCCGCAGAUCAAGCCGCUUUCCGGCACCGACAUCCCUAACAGCAAACGGAUGUCGAAGCAGCUUAAAAGGGAUUCUGCUGCAGCGCCAGCCACCGGCUCGGAGGACAACUCCGCCGCUCCCCCCGCCAUGCGCAUGGACGACCGGUCUGGAUGCACGAAAAAUGGUUACUGUACGGUUGCGGUGACAAAAGAGGGGGUGGAAGAGCGGAGUGAUGUGCAAGCUGUGGCGGACGGUGGGCUUGAGCAAGCGUCUAUGCUGCUGGAGGAAGGGGGGAAGGAACAGAGGGAAGCGGAAGGAGGCGCGGAGGAGGAAGGGGAGGAUUUGAUUCUCACGGGCAGGGAGGUUUGCGUUUUCGACAACCGAGGGAUUGGCAGCAGCACGUGUCCCACGGACAAGAAUGCGUACACAACUGCAAUAAUGGCGAUGGAUGCGCUGCAUCUGGCGGAUCACCUCGGCUGGACGCAUUUCCACGUGGUGGGGCAUUCCAUGGGCGGCAUGAUCGCCAGCAAAGUGGCUGCCACCGCUCCCCACCGCGUGAAAUCCCUGGCGCUUAUCAGCGUCAGCGGCGGCGGCUUCGACCUCUUACCCAGGCUUGACAGCCGGCUCUUCUCCGUGGGUGUGAGGAUGAUGAAGGCGCGCACGCCCGAGAUGAGGGCGCACGUGGACCUGGACACGCACUUCUCGAGGGAGUUCAUGGACGAGGUGGCCGGCAGCUCUUCAAGGAGGGACCUUCUGCACGUGGAGUACGUGCAGGUUCUGUCGGAGCCAGGGGCAAUGCAGCCGCCACACGCAGCGAGCGGGCAUUUCAACGCGUGCUGGACGCACAAGCUGACCCGCGACAACAUUGACAGCAUCUGCAACGCCCGCAUCCCCACCGCCGUGAUUCAUGGAGUGGACGACAUCAUUGCACACGUCUCUCUGGGUGAAAGGGUCGCCAAGCGCUUGGCAGAAGUUGCCCGGUUCAUCCCCCUAAUGGGAGCGCACAUGGUGGUGCGGGAGCGCACACACGAGGUGAACGCGUGUCUGAGGGAGCUCUUUCACGCCGGGGAGAUGCGCGUGCCCGUGGAGCAGUGGGUGCGGAGUCGUAGCGAUUUGGACCUUCCUGGCUCGGCGCGGGAACGACAUGAGAAGGCCAAGAAGGAGACGCUUGGCUCUGCUGUGGAGCCUGUUUCUCCCCCUGUACCUCGUGAUCUGCCAGCUACUGUCGUGGCCAGAAAUGGUGAAUUGAAGUACGGGGAGAUUGGGAACGGAGGGUUGAAGGGUGGAGAAUGGAGAGGAUUUUCUGCUGCUGCUGCUGCUGCUGCUGCUGCUGCUGCUGCUGCUGCUGCUGCUGCUGCAUCGGUUGGACCGUCUGGGUUGGAGGCUGGUGUAUCUGCAGCUGCCACGUCACCCCUUCUCACCCCUGCAUGUCGCGUGUCUUCCUGUCUUCUGAAUACGCUACGCGUUGCAGGCUUUGCUGCCAUGCACAACGUGUGGUGGCCGCAGAUCAAGCCGCUUUCAGGCACCGACAUCCCUAACAGCAAACGGACAUCGAGGAAGUUUAAGACGAAUUCUGUUGCAGCACCUCCCGCUGCAGCACUUUCCGCUGCAGCGCCUCCUGAUGCAGCACUUUCCGCUGCAGCACGUUCUGCUGCACCGCCGUCUCCCUCCGCUGAACCGCCGUCUCACUCCGCUGAACCGCCUUCUCCCUCCGCUGAACCGCCGUCUCCCUCCGCUGAACCGCCUUCUCCCUCUGCUGAACCGCCUUCUCCCUCCGCUGCACCGCCCUCUCCCUCCGCUGCACCACCUUAUCCUUCCGCUGCAGCACCAGCCGCUGGCUCGGAUGACAACGCCGCCGCCCCUCCUGCAGUGUGCAUGGCCGACCGGUCUAGAUGCAAUGGAAGUGGUGACUGUACAGUGAAUGUGACAGUAGAGGGGGUAGAGGAGCGGGGAGAUGUGCAAGCUGUGUCGGACGGUGGGCUUGAGCAAGCGGCUUUGCGGCUGGAGGAAGGGGGGAAGGAACAGAGGGAAGCGGAAGGAGGUGAUGGGGAAAAGGAAGAGGAGGAAGAGGAAAAAAAAGAGGAAGCGGAGGAAGAGCAAGAAGAGGAUCUGGUUCUCUCAGGCAGGGAGGUAUGCUUGUUUGACAACCGAGGAAUUGGCAAGAGCACAUGCCCCACGGACAAGAAAGCAUACACGACUAAUCUCAUGGCGAUGGAUGUGCUGCAUCUGGCGGAUCAUCUCGGCUGGACGAAAUUCCACGUGGUGGGGCAUUCAAUGGGAGGCAUGAUCGUGACCAAGGUGGCUGCCACCGCUCCCCACCGAGUGAUAUCCCUGGCGCUUAUCAGCACCAGUCGUGGCGGCUUCGACAUCCUGCCUAGGCUUGAUCGCCGGUUCUUCUCUGUAGGUACGAAGCUGGUGACAGCACGCACGCCCGAGUCGAGAGCGCGUGUGGAUCUGGUGAUGCACUUUUCGGAGGAGUUCCUGCAGCAGAUGGUUGGUAGCUCGUCCCAGAAAGACCUGUUGCACCUGGAGUAUGUGCAGUAUCUGUCGGAGCCAGGGGCACUGCAGGCGUCACACGCUACCAGCGGGCAUUUCAACGCUGUUUGGACGCACAAGCUAACCCGUGAGAACGUCAACAGCAUCUGCCACGCUCGCAUUCCCACAGCCGUGAUCCAUGGAGUGGACGACAUUGUUGCGCACGUUUCCCUGGGUGAGAAGGUGGCCAGGCGCCUGGCACCCGUAGCCCGGUUCAUCCCACUUCUAGGGGCGCACAUGUUGGUGCGGGAGCGGAUAGAAGAGGUGAACGCGUGUGUAGAGGAGCUGUUUGAGGCUGCGGAGGCAUGUGUGCCUGUGGAGCAAUGGGUGCAGCGUCGCAAAACGAUUGCUCCCCAUUACCUCUUCCCGCCUCCCCGUUUCCCCUUCCCGCCUCCCCAAUUCCCCUUCCCGACACCCCAUUUCCUCUUCCCGCUCCCCACUACCCCUUCGCGCCUCCUCGUUUCCCCUUCCCGCUCCCCAUUACCCCUUCCUGCCUCUGCAAUUCCCCUUCCCGCCACCCCAUUUCCUCUUCUCGCUCCCCAUUAUCCCUUCCCGCCUCCUCGUUUCCCCUUCCCGCUCCCCAUUACCCUUUCCCGCCUCCCCAAUUCCCCUUCCCGCUCCCCAUUACCCCUUCCCGCCUCUCCAAUUCCCCUUCCCGCUCCCCAUUACCCCUUCUCGCCUCCCCAAUUCCCCUUCCCGCUCCCCACUACCCCUUCCCUCCUCCCCGUGACCCCUUCCCGCUUCCCCAUUACCCCUUCCCACUCCCCAUUUCCCCUUCCCGCCUCCCCAAUUCCCCUUCCCGCCUCCCCGCUUCCCCUUCCCACUCCCGAUUAUCCCUUCUCGCCUCCCUUCUCAAACUGCCGAACACACAUCACAGUCGCCGCCCGAUCGCACAGCCUCGCUACCACCCCCUCAUUCCCCCCCUUUCUCCCUCUCAUCCUCCCCCCUGCUCACUGUUAUGUCCCCCCUUCUCUCGCUCAUGUACCCCCCUUCUUCCUCUCAUUUCCCCCCCUUAUCCCUCUCAUUCUCCCCCCUGCUCCUUCUCAUUCCCCCCUUAACCACUCAGUUAAAUGCCACAUAACCUCCCUCUCAUUUCCCCGCAUUCCCCCCCCCUUCCCCCUCUCGUUUCCCCCCAUCUCCCUCUCCUUUCCCCACGUGCUCCUUCUCAUUCCCCCCCCCUUCUCCAUCUCGUUUCCCCCCCGCUCAUUUCCCCCCAUCUCCUUUCAUUUUCCCCCCUUCUCCCUCUCAUAUGCUUCUAACCCCUACCCCAUACCCAUCCAUCCCCUGUCAUACCCUUCCAUUCCCUUCCAUACCCUUCCAUACCUUCCAUUCCCUUCCAUACCCUUCCAUUCCCUUCCAUACCCUUCCAUUCCCUUCCAUACCCUUCCAUUCCCUUCCAUACCCUUCCAUACCUACCAUUCCCUUCCAUACCCCAGCCAUACCCUUCCAUACCCUUCCAUUCCCUUCCAUACACUUCCAUUCCCUUCCAUACACUUCCAUUCCCUGCCAUUCCCUUCCAUUCCCUGCAUUCGUGCACAGGCAUAUGACUAG
Closterium sp. Naga37s-1 is the source of this 4245-nucleotide messenger RNA. NCBI's taxonomy places the organism in Eukaryota, Viridiplantae, Streptophyta, Zygnematophyceae, Desmidiales, Closteriaceae. The record is from the annotation of a GenBank genome assembly.